Messenger RNA from Anisakis simplex (herring worm), 771 nucleotides. NCBI's taxonomy places the organism in Eukaryota, Metazoa, Nematoda, Chromadorea, Rhabditida, Anisakidae. The record is from the annotation of a GenBank genome assembly.
AUGGUUGAACAAGUGGCAAGUACGACCGGUAGUUCAGAUGACGAGAAAACAAGAGCGUUGGCCGCAUAUCGCCGUAAGCUCGUCGAGUAUCGUGAAGUGGAACAACGUUUAAAAGAACUUCGAAAGAAGGAACAAGAAAUGCAAAAGGAGCAUGAUAAAUCCGAGAAUGAUAUAAAAUCACUUCAAUCAGUUGGUCAGAUUGUUGGUGAGGUGUUGAAACAACUCAGUGAAGAGAAGUUCAUCGUUAAGGCAACCAAUGGCCCACGUUAUGUGGUCGGAUGUCGUCGCUCAAUUGAUAAAGAACAAUUGAAACAAGGCACUCGUGUUGCGCUUGAUAUGACCACGCUAACAAUCAUGCGACAGCUACCGCGUGAGGUUGAUCCUUUGGUCUACAAGAUGAGUCACGAGGAUCCGGGAAAUAUAUCGUAUUCAGAAGUUGGUGGUCUUAGCGAGCAAAUUAGAGAACUGAGAGAGGUAGUAGAGUUACCGUUGAUCAAUCCCGAUCUAUUCCGUCGUGUUGGUAUAACACCGCCAAAAGGUUGUCUAUUGUAUGGACCACCUGGAACGGGUAAAACUCUCCUUGCGAGAGCGGUGGCUUCACAACUGGAUUGUAACUUUUUGAAAGUGGUCUCAUCGGCAAUCGUUGAUAAAUAUAUCGGUGAAUCGGCGAGAAUGAUCCGUGAGAUGUUCAAUUAUGCUCGUGACCAUCAACCAUGCAUUGUGUUCAUGGAUGAAAUCGAUGCUAUUGGUAGGUGCUGUUAUUGCGUUUGA